GGAGGAGUGGGGAAGAAAGAGAGGGACAAUCCAUAGAACAAAAGGCAUUUCGGAGGACGGGAAAGUUAGACCAAAAGAUGGGCAGGCUUCCAGUGGCAGUGCUUCUCUGCAGUUUCCAAGUAAUUGUUGCUGUGGUUUCUGAUCAACAUGAAGUAACCCUACAGAUUGACAAUGGAGAUGGUGAUCUUCAUGUGAUCUCUGAAUCCCCUCAAGACUGCAGGGAAGAGACAUACCCCUGCACCAGGAUGUACUCUGUCCAUCGACCCACAAAGAGGUGUAUUCAUUCCCUCUGUCUUUAUAGUAUCCCCCGAGUCUACGUGAUCAACAAUGAGAUUUGUGUAAGGACCGUCUGUCAACAGGAGGAAAUCCGUAAAGCGGACCUGUGCAGAGAGAGAUCCGGUUGGCCAAAGCGAAUGCAGAGGUCAGUGCAGAAACGCUGCCGCCGUGGCAACCCCAAAACCGGGCAAAACGGAACCUGAAGGAGGGCAGAAAAAUCAACAAUAACAAGAUAAAAGAACAAUACACCCAAAAUAAUGAGUGAGACCUUUCUGUAUAAUUAAUAUGUAAUAUGUACUUCUUUAGUUCUGACAGUCUAUGUUACGUAUAUCAUUUUCUGUAAUUCAUAACAUUCUAAAUAAAUACUACAACAAUUCACGAUUUCUGAAA
Brienomyrus brachyistius is the source of this 666-nucleotide messenger RNA. RefSeq names its product microfibril associated protein 5 (gene mfap5). Gene Ontology annotation, cellular component: microfibril. The record is from RefSeq and is a predicted model, not a curated record. NCBI's taxonomy places the organism in Eukaryota, Metazoa, Chordata, Actinopteri, Osteoglossiformes, Mormyridae. The transcript is spliced from 7 exons. Bases 78 to 479 code for a protein of 133 amino acids. Gene Ontology annotation, biological process: embryonic eye morphogenesis.